AUGGAUCCUUUCUCGAUAACCUUGGGAGUUGUUACAUUAACUACCCUAGCAUCCAAAGCGGGCAUCGAGCUCAAGAAGCUGCGGAGUGGCGCUGCAGAAGCAACUAACAACGUCAAUGCGAUGCUAGCUGAUCUCAAAGCUCUCAAGACUGUACUCGAUCUGAUCGAGGAUGGGUUCGAAGAUUUGGACAGCAGGGCGCCUCUGACCGGUCAUAUCGGUUCACACUGGUCCGCGUUACAAACAACCCUUGGCGACGGAUGCGAGAGCCUGCAAAAGCUAGAAUCGCUACUCGUAUUGGUCAAUAAAGAGGUGAGAUAUCUAGACUCUGCACGACGAGCACUGCGCCUCAAAGAAGCCAAUGAUCAAAUCAUCAUGUACAGACAAGAGAUCCAAGCCUACAGAGACGCUCUGCAGCUUUCCUUCCAGUCCGUGAUCUUGUCAUACGACCUUCACGAAGAUCUUGGUCGACUUGCCACCAACCUCGAAGUCAAGCUCACAGCGCUGGAAACAAUACUUGUUGAGCGGCAGAGUACUGAUAACGCGAGCAUAAGCCAUCUGAAAAGAUGCGCCAGGACAGCGGAGACCGUAGUCGCAUCUGCCUCGACAGCACUCGGAGACGAUGAUACCAUAAACGAGUCUGCAGCAACUUCCGAUGUCGUGUCUGAGUUUCAUUGGUUAUCCUCUACAUCCAAAGGCAUCUUCUCAGAGGUCUACGUUCCAACGAUCUUCGAGAACUACAUCGCAGACUUUCACGUAGACGGAGUCGACUUCAAGUGUACUUUAUGGGACACAGCAGGUCAGAGUGACUUCGACCGUGUUCGACCGACAAGCUAUGCGCAAACCGACAUAUUUUGCAUAUGUUUCUCCAUAGACUACCCAGACUCGCUGGGGAAUGUUAAGGAUAAAUGGUUCCCCGAGAUCAGUCAAUACAAACGGAAAACAGACCCAGUGUUCUUACUGGGCUUCAAAGAGGACUUGCGACAUGAUCCCAAAACCAUCGAAGAGCUCAGUAAACAAAACCUGACACCCAUAACUACGAAGCAGGUGAGCGCGGGAAACGUUGCAUCUAUAUGCCGUAUGGCAGUACUGACCUCGCCGCAGGGCGAAGCACUGGCAAAGAGCAUUGGCGUAUUGAAGUACUUUGAGUGCUCUUCAAUACGACACCAAGGCACCAAGGAGAUCUUUGAGACCAUUCUUAGCAUGGUACUUAUGGCGAGUCCACAGCUCAAGAAGCGAUACAAGAGUGGGAACUGGAGGCGGAGAGCCAUCAACAAGCUGCAACCAAGCUCAUAG
Alternaria triticimaculans is the source of this 1293-nucleotide messenger RNA. RefSeq lists its product as uncharacterized. The transcript has 5 exons. The record is from RefSeq and is a predicted model, not a curated record. Gene Ontology annotation, biological process: small GTPase-mediated signal transduction. NCBI's taxonomy places the organism in Eukaryota, Fungi, Ascomycota, Dothideomycetes, Pleosporales, Pleosporaceae. The coding region runs from base 1 to 1293 and encodes 430 amino acids. Gene Ontology annotation, molecular function: GTPase activity; GTP binding.